AUGUCGAGUCCACCUGUUAGGAAAUGGUACCAUUGGUACUCGCCGACUGAUUCUCCGGAGGAAAGAAAACUCAUUUUGAAACUUGAUCUACUACUUGUUCCUUAUGCUUUUGCUAUCUAUUGGGUGAAAUAUGUCGACCAGACAAACAUCAACAAUGCCUACGUCUCUGGCAUGGCCGAAGAACUGGGCUUCACUGGAAACCAGCUAGUUCAGUUUCAGACAAUCUUUGUCGUCGGCAACGUCGUCGGCCUUCUUCCCUUCAUCUACCUCUUUCCCCGCGUCCCCAUGCACUAUCUAGUCCCCAGUCUUGACCUCGGCUGGGGAAUUUUUACUCUGUUGCAAUAUCGAGCACAUAGCUACGCAGAGAUCAUGGCAUAUCGCUUCAUGGUAUCCAUCUUUGAGGCUUCAUACUUCCCCGGUGUUCACUUUGUGCUGGGCUCUUGGUAUCGAAGUGAUGAGAUUGGUCGACGAGGAGGCACCUUCUAUAUCGGUCUUACGCUUGGUACCAUGACUGCUAGUCUUCUUCAAGGAGCUGCGACUCAAUAUCUCGAUGGCGUCAAUGGUCUUCCAGGUUGGCGCUGGGCGUUCAUCAUCAACGCAAUCAUCACGCUCCCUCUGGCAUUCGUGGGCUACUUUAUCUGGCCCGGAACACCAGACAAACCCAAUCGUCUCGUCAUGAAAAAGUCUGAAAUCGCCCUCGCCAAGGAGAGACUGGAACGAGCAGGCUCUAAAGUCCAAAGCACACCAUUUUCCUGGACUUUGCUCCGUUGUAUCUUUACAAGCUGGCAGUUCUACCUCUUGGUUAUCUGGGACAUCUUCUUCUUCAACACCAGCGCCAACAGUGCUGCGUUUCUACUCUGGAUCAAGAGUCUCAACCGGUACAGCACGACGAGACUCAACCAACUGGGAGCCAUCAGUCCUGGUCUCGGCAUCUUUUUCGUGCUGUUCAUCAACUUUAGCGCCGAUCUCUGGAUUGGAAGACCAGCAGCUAUCACGUUGGCUUCAGCCAUCAACUUUACCGGACUCGUCAUCCUCGCAAUCUGGAAUGUUCCCGAGGCUGCAAAGUGGUUUGCCUUUAGCGUUGGAUACUCUGCUGUUGCGGUGUCUUCUGUGCUGUACGGAUGGGCGAAUACUAUCCUGAGACACAACAACGAGCAAAGAGCACUGACUCUAAUUCUAAUGACGGCGAUUGCUACUUCAACAAACGCAUGGAUCCCGCUGCUGGUGUAUCCUACGGUUGAGGCGCCUCGUUUCCCAAAGGGAUAUGUAUACUCGGCGGUUAUGGUUGUUGGUCUGGUCACUAUGACGCAGGUCAUUCGCAUCGUCUUUGGAAGUCAUGGGUAA
Molecule: messenger RNA, 1344 nt
Organism: Fusarium falciforme
Lineage: Eukaryota; Fungi; Ascomycota; Sordariomycetes; Hypocreales; Nectriaceae
Exons: 2
Coding region: 1-1344 (447 amino acids)
Biological process (GO): transmembrane transport
Cellular component (GO): membrane
Molecular function (GO): transmembrane transporter activity
Source: RefSeq, a predicted model, not a curated record